Salvia hispanica is the source of this 1113-nucleotide messenger RNA. The record is from RefSeq and is a predicted model, not a curated record. Lineage: Eukaryota; Viridiplantae; Streptophyta; Magnoliopsida; Lamiales; Lamiaceae.
AUGAGUCAAGAGAGUAUGAUUUUUGAAAAAAGAAUAGCAAUCAAAUUUGUUCUUGUUGUUCUUUCUUGUGUGUUUGUUUCAGGAGAUGCAGAAGUGAGAUGCAUCGAGAGCGAGAGAGAAGCUCUUCUUAGCUUCAAGAAUGGCACCAUCGACGAGGAUGGUUUUCUCUCGUCGUGGCGAAGCAACGAAUGCUGUGAAUGGGAUGGUGUUGAGUGCAGCAACACCACUGGUCAUGUCAUCGCCCUCAAAUGUGAUAAUUUUGGAUUGCAAGGUGAGCUUCGUUCUUCAUUGGUGGAGUUGCAUCAUUUAAUUCAUCUUGACCUCAGUUGGAAUGAUUUCGGAGGCAUUCCAAUCCCGGAAUUCAUUGGUUCCAUGAAACAAUUGCAACACUUGUCUCUUCAUGAUUCUAAUUUUUCUGGGGUUGUUCCUCCACAGUUUGGAAACCUUACCAAUCUACGCUCACUUGAUCUCUCGUUUAACUCUUUGACUUCAAUGUCUCUUUCUAUACUUGGUUCUGUGUUGGAAUCACUCCAAAUACUAAACUUGUCUGGAAAUCAAUUCAACGGAUCGAUCCCAGACCUGAGACCAUUUCCUUCGUUGACACACUUGGACCUCUCCGGAAACAACUUUACAGGUCCCAUUCCUCUGAGUCUUGGCCAACUCUCCGAGCUUCAAAAUCUAUAUCUUUCUUAUAAUUCUUUGGAAGGUUUAGUGUCUGAAUCCCACUUCAUAAAGCUUGAUAAAUUAACUACACUGGAUUUAUCAUUCAAUCCAUUAUUGAACUUGGAUAUUGCCCCUGAUUGGAGUCCUCCUUUUCAGUUGAGUAGAAUAUAUUUAGCUGAGUGCGAUGUGGGUCCAUAUUUUCCAAAGUGGAUACGAUCUCAGAGGAAUUUGUCAUCCCUUGAUCUCACUAGUGCCAAUAUAAGAGAUGAAGUCCCCAUAUGGUUGUGGAAUACGUCUUCCUUAUUAGAUGUCUUAAGUCUCUCCGACAAUCAAAUAAGUGGUACGAUUCCGAAUCUCUCAUCCACCUCCAUCAUGUUUAUGGAUGUUAGUUACAAUCAAUUCUCAGGUCCUAUACCAUUAUUUCCUGCAACUACUUAUGAGAUUCAUUGA